AAAUCACACGGUCCAUUACUAUAUCUAACCAUCCCGUCCGUUUAUGUUUGCUCUUUUUUUCUUCCACCUGGUGCCAUCUUCACCCACUUCCGGCGACUAAAAGCGGCGGACAACCUUUUCUCCGCCGAUUCAGUUUUUUCUAUCCCAACCAAGUUAACUCCAUUACACCAAAGUUAGUUCAAACUCAAAAACCUAACUCCGAUUCCAUUCACCAAUGGAAGGGUUAAAGGUUUCAGAAGCUAGCUUAAUAGUUUACAUUCAUCCUUCUAAAAGCAACCAAGUUUCAAAAGCUGUUCCUCGUGAACUCAGUUCUUUGCUUUUCACGUACAAUGAUAUAUUUGACGGUGUCGUUUUGGCUUAUGAUAUUAACUCGUUAGACAAAUGCGCGAAGAUUCUUCCCGGUGUUUGUCCUUAUUUCGGUGUUAAUCUGAAGGUCAAUAUGUUACUUUUUUCUCCCAAGCCAGAUAUGCUUUUAGAAGGAAAGGUAGAGAAAAUUACACAUGACUCGAUUCAUGUUGUUGUGCUUGGAUUUUCUGCUGCAAUUAUAGCUGAGAAAGAUAUCAGGGCAGAGUUCGUAUAUAGAAUGAAACACGAGAAAGGAGUGUAUGCAAGCAAAUCUCACAAGCGACAUGUGAUAAAGAAAGAGACCAUGAUUCGAUUUAUGGUGAAGAGCUUUGAUGAGGAAACACUUCAGGUUUAUGGAUCUCUGGUUCCUGACAACACAGGAAGCAUACAUUGGUUGGAUAAGAACUUGGAAGUUGUUUCUCAUCCUGAUAGGAGCACAAAAAAGAGAGAAAAUGAGAGACAACCCUUAAUGUUAGAUAAUAAAGAUGCUUUAGAUGGGGAACCGUCAACCGUUGACACUGUCCAAAAACUAAAAAAGUCGAAGAAGCAAAAAGUCAGAGAAGAAUCUUGAAUGCUGUAUUGGAAUCUUAUUCUGUAAUGCAACUUAUAUUCACAGAGUAGCUAAGUUUAUGGUGGAAGAGUUUGGACUCGCCAUCCAAUGUUAAGUAUACUAUUUUUUUUAAGGACAUCCAAUGUAGAAAACAAAUUGGCAUGACAUAAUGUGGUUUGCUUCAGCUUUGGGAAAUAUGUGCUCUAGUUGUUUCAAUUAGAAUACAUUCUUUUCAAAAUGCAUGAUGGUAUUUUGAUGUACCUUGCUUCUAGUUUAAAGAAAUUUCAGGUUGCCAUCUUUUGUUAUUUGUAACAGCAUGGAUUCGUUUGGAAGUGAGACCUAAUAUUGUAAACUAACCACUUAAUCAGAAAAGAUGGCAUGAUUAGUGGACUGA
Trifolium pratense (red clover) is the source of this 1289-nucleotide messenger RNA. RefSeq names its product DNA-directed RNA polymerase I subunit rpa43-like. NCBI's taxonomy places the organism in Eukaryota, Viridiplantae, Streptophyta, Magnoliopsida, Fabales, Fabaceae. The record is from RefSeq and is a predicted model, not a curated record. The coding region runs from base 215 to 916 and encodes 233 amino acids. Gene Ontology annotation, cellular component: RNA polymerase I complex. The transcript has 7 exons. Gene Ontology annotation, biological process: DNA-templated transcription initiation.